Messenger RNA from Triticum turgidum subsp. durum (durum wheat), 318 nucleotides. Lineage: Eukaryota; Viridiplantae; Streptophyta; Magnoliopsida; Poales; Poaceae. The record is from the annotation of a GenBank genome assembly.
AUGGGGGGCAGCAUGGAGGAGCAGCUGCAGGUGCCGGCGGCGGCGAAGAAGAUCGCGGUGCCGUUGAAGAAGCACCACCCCAACCUCCACGUGGCCCACGCCGGCGCGGGCAAGGGCGGCGGGGAGGCGCCGGCGGUGAUGGUGACCACGCCCAAGGCGGCGUCGCAGGGGCCGAAGCACGCGCACCUGCUGGCGAGCCCCCGGGCGUGCCUCUGCUCGCCGACGACGCACGCCGGGUCGUUCCGGUGCAGGCUCCACCGCGCCGGCGCCGGCGCCGGCCUCCACGAGAUGGGCAAGAAGACCAGCCCCGGCGCGUGA